Molecule: messenger RNA, 243 nt
Organism: Clonostachys rhizophaga
Lineage: Eukaryota; Fungi; Ascomycota; Sordariomycetes; Hypocreales; Bionectriaceae
Source: the annotation of a GenBank genome assembly
AUGGGUCUCGCAGAGCUCCCAACGGAGCUGCUCUGGCUCAUUCUUGAGCGCUUGCAUUGCCCAGCCGAUCUUCAUUCGGCCUUUUGCGCAUCACCUAUUCUCCUCCGGGCCUUUCUUGCCUCCCGAGAACACCUCAUCGCGUCUGUUCUUGCACGCGCCAUUCUGCCUGCAGCGCAACGCCUUGCCAUUGCUACCACAGAAGCGCCGGUAGCCCCGAAAGAGGAGCAGCUUGGAGAGCUGUAG